CAAAUUUAUUCGGAAAACCAAACUGAAAAUAUUCCGUUUCCUCUAUUUGGAGAUUCAUGGCGAUAUCUUACGUUCAGCCUCUGCUUCUUCUCCUCGCAUCACUCUUCUUUUUACCUGCUUUUGGUGGCUUGAUUGAUUUUCAAUACUGCAACAAAAAGGGAUACAAUUUUGGUAACAUCACUCGUGUGGAAGUCUCUCCCGAGGACACUCAAUAUCUUAUCGUACAGGGUUCUACAAGUAGUAAAAGUAAAAUGCUCUAUUCAGAAGCUUUAGAGCUGUUCCUUAGAAUUGACAAGUAUCGUUUUCGUAUGGCAAGAUACGACGACAUCCGUGAGGUGGUGGAUGCAUGGCCUCUUGAACCUGGCAAAGACUUUGUGCUCAAAAUUUACAGAGAGAAGUAUUUGCGCUUCUAUGAAAAUUACAUGAGUGCCUUAACUUUGUUCGGUAACUUUGAAGACUCUGGCAAACUACAGCAAUUGAUUUGUAUCGACUUCAAGUUACCUCCUCCACAGUGAUCCCUUUCUACUCAGCAAAAAAAGAUGUUUUCAGGUCUUUAUGUGUAAUGUGUUGAUAUGAUAUGCCUUUUACUGACACUAUAGUUUUCCAUUUUGUUUUUAAUGUGUUGUCCAACAAAUAAAAGAAAACCAUUAAGUGGUAUCAAUUUCUCUCUGUUGUAAUUUUAUUUUAUUUUGUCAACACUUUCUGUUGUAAUUCUGGUGGAGGUAACUGGUUAUCCGUAGUGAAUUCAAAGUUAUUUAUUAUGAGGGCUACUUAUUGUUAUACUUGAUGGUUUCGUAAUAAAGAAUUUAUGGAUGUGUUUUAAUUUUAGAAUUUUCUUCAAUUUUUUUAUUAGUUUUGAAUUUUAUCAUGCUUCAUGAAUUUGUAUUGAUUGAGAAAAUAAUGACAGUUGCUGAGGAAACUGGUGGAGUUCCUAUGAGGACAGAGGAGGGUGAAGAACAGGCGGAUAUAAGCGUUGAAGAUUUAACUAGAUACACAUGCCAAGGUCAA
Messenger RNA from Thlaspi arvense, 1008 nucleotides. NCBI's taxonomy places the organism in Eukaryota, Viridiplantae, Streptophyta, Magnoliopsida, Brassicales, Brassicaceae. The record is from the annotation of a GenBank genome assembly.